AUGAGUCUGCAGCAAUACGCAUGCAGAUGUCUUAACAUUACUAUCACGAGCACGACUACGAAAGUGAAUGGGGAUGUUGCUCCAACGAGCCCCGUUCACUUUGAGAAAGUCCAUGUUGGCGACGCAGGUGUGAAAGUGUCUCAUAGUCAGCUUACGCUCCGUCGACGGAUUGCAGCCGAAGACCGAGGAGCUAAGAUUCAAUGGAACACGGUAUCAUGUCUACUAUGUCGCACGACAGUAUACCGGGUUUCGAGCGAGGUCUCAACCGAUUUUGAACUGCGUGACGGACUUGUGGUCACUCCCGGGGAGGAUUUUGCAGAGGGCGAGAUUCUGCGUGGCCGAGAUGGGUUCAUUGAGAUCAAUCUUGGCUUAGAAGGUUGCAUCGAUGCUGAAGCUAUAUCUGCAGCACGUAAUGAAUCUACCAAAUACAGCGAAACCUUUGGGCUGUUGUUGCCCGCCUCUCCGAAACCUUCCACUCUCCCCAGCACACCUCAGCGUCCUUCAUCUCCUCAACCACCUGCUACUCCACGUAAUUUCCUUCCCACGCUUCCGCCGUUGUUUCACCCACCUCCUUAUUCCCCGUCGCACCCUGUCUUUGUUCGCCUGUCCAAGACGGCCUCAAUCACAUCUGCACGUUACCGAGCGCAAGCUGAACAAGCAAUUGAAGCAUUUAUCGAAGGACAGGUCGCACAGGUCCUCGAGAAAGAACGCCACCUCCGUGGCCAAGUCGAAGUAAUUUGGAGUAAAUGGAGGGAGAACUGGAAGCAAGAGGCCGAUUCUGAAUCUCCUUCAGAGGGUCAUCAUCCUACUCUUAGCGGCGUCGUAUCAAUGAGAGAGUUUAGUCCCACGCGAGCAUCCGAGUCUGGCCCUGUUGGUGCUCAAGGGUCUGUUGCGCCCCAGGCUGCACCUGCGCGCCGGACCUCGAUGCAUACUCCCGGUCCAUCCAUGCUCUCUCAGUCGCUCCGGCAGUCCAACUUCGUGCCACCUCCCCAACCGGUUAUUUCUACACCGUCCCCAGAGCUUCCUGCCCCUGUUAAUGGCGUAAAGAACCCUCUGGAUGAUUCGUUCGCUAUAUCCGUGUCUCUCCAAAUAAGGAAUAUAGACGCGCUCCGAGCACGUGAAUCCGCUAGGGAUGUAGAGGAGAGGCGGCGUAACCGGUUGAGCUUGGGCGGUAGGCCCAACACAACCCCAGCCGUGCCCGAAGAACAAUCGCUGGAGGAUGACAAGCAUGUGACCUCAACAUCUCGAAACGGCGUGGCCGAAGGCAAACGCAAGGUCACGUUCCAAGCCGAUGUCAAAGAAGAAGAUGGCGGGUCGCAACCAGUGUCCCGGAGAGGCGGUAGUGCUGAUGGUACUGAUGAGCAUGAAGAGCAGACAGAGACACCGGCUCUUUUUGAUCUUGAUGAUGAUGAUGAUGAAGAGUUUAAUCAACCGAGCACUGAGACUGAUCAAACUGCGGAUACUACACCCGACGAGCCGACUACGCCUCGUGCCGUGGCUCAACUCAAGGCAAAGGCCAAAGCCAACAAAGACUUGCCAAAAAUAGGCAACAAGUCUGCCGUUCCUGCCUUGCUUACCGUUAACCUUGGACCUUCACCUGCUAAGCCCAAGGCAUCACUCAAGUCCCCGCCGGCAGCAAAGCUGGAAAGCCCCAAGACACGAACUGCGCGACCGGGUGAAGAUAAGCUUCUUGAGCUUGUUGCGGCCAACUACCCUUCUCACCGUGCAGCUUGGAGGCCAAACGGCAAAGCCUGGGAGCUAUUCGACGCCCGAAGAAAGCUUGCAGAUUCCCCAGACUCGGCAUCAAUGACCAGUAGCGAAGAUUCAGGUGGUGCAAAAUGGCACAACCCUUCACAGUUUGCGACUUCACUCCCGAUCGGGAUAGCCGCUGGUCCCCUGGCCUCGUCUGCUGAGCGGGAGCCGAAAACAAGCUUGCACAACGAGCCUGGAGCGCUUGUCCCUCCGCUGCGGCUGAAUCAUGAAACGCCGAGGCAAACACGCGAACGCACUUACGCGCUACGUGACCUUGCGAGGUCCGUGGAUCCCGGCCCAGCCCUUGAACUACAGGCUGCAGAGGAUGCAGAAGAAGACACUGAUGAGGAAGAAGAGAUUGAUGCAGUCGGCGAGAUCAGUAACGCCGAACGAAUUAGGAGGCGCACUAUGAGGAUUGUUCAGCGGCAAUCAGGUGUACCAGAUGCUGGGAUGUGGCGAAGUGUGGCUUCUUGA
This is a messenger RNA of Rhizoctonia solani, 2226 nucleotides long. RefSeq lists its product as uncharacterized. NCBI's taxonomy places the organism in Eukaryota, Fungi, Basidiomycota, Agaricomycetes, Cantharellales, Ceratobasidiaceae. The transcript has 5 exons. The record is from RefSeq and is a predicted model, not a curated record. The coding region runs from base 1 to 2226 and encodes 741 amino acids.